This is a messenger RNA of Esox lucius (northern pike), 756 nucleotides long. Its product is annotated as zinc finger B-box domain-containing protein 1-like. Gene Ontology annotation, biological process: cilium movement. Bases 175 to 756 code for a protein of 193 amino acids. The transcript is spliced from 7 exons. NCBI's taxonomy places the organism in Eukaryota, Metazoa, Chordata, Actinopteri, Esociformes, Esocidae. Gene Ontology annotation, cellular component: motile cilium. The record is from RefSeq and is a predicted model, not a curated record.
UAUACACAAAUGUGUUGAGGAAGAAGAAACUGUUUUCCAUCUGUUUAUUCCAAACAACGUAGUUCAAUCGAGGGACAUCGUGCACAAGUAGACAACGCAGAGGACGGAGCCGUGUGUAAAAGCCACACUGACGCAUACACAGGGAAAUAUCUGAGAUAUAAAAAGUGAGGAGCCAUGAAUCUAAAUGACUUUGUGGUGAUUCCCAAAAAUCCUAAAUCAGUCAAGCUGAAUGCCAGGAACCUGCGAGAGCUGCGCCUGGAGACGGUGACUCUGGUGGAAGAGAGCAAAGACAUGGAGGACCGACUCCGACAACUCAGAGAAAGCAUGGGCCGUGAGAAAGAGGAGAGAGGGAGGUCAGGUAGGUUUCGAUGGAAGUCAGGGCAGCCCGGGGCCCUGACUAACCACGGCGCAAAGAGGAAUAAGGAGAACGGACUGGGAAAGUCAGCAGGCAAGCUGAAAAUACGGAUCCUCCAAGAUGGACCUGGGCCAGAGCUCCGCGGUGCCCUUGAGAAGGACAAGGCUCCAGCUCCUCUGCCAGGAGGUGAGGUGUCCUGCCGGAAGUCCAGGCUAAGAGGAAAAGUGUGUGGCCAGUGUGAGGCCAGAAACGCUGGGCUGGUGUGGACACCGCUGUGUGGUGUGAGAUCCAGUGAGCCUGACAUACCCACACAGCUGUGGGAAUGGAUUCCCAGUCCACCCGUGCAGAAGUCCCCCCCUGCAGCCGGCAGAGCUUACCGCUGCCUGCGAAUCGGGGGAUAG